UCUCCGGAAGGACACCUGGGACUUGGGUUUGCGCCGACGCAGAGCUACCUCCAGGCGGAACCCGGGCGUGCGGGGCUCCUGCAACCUAAACACCCGGUGUGAAAGGAAGGUGGCCCCGGCGGGGCGGGGCGCAUGCGCGGCAGCUCCCCCUGGGGAAGGGCUGAGAGGCGGAGCGGGGCGGCCAGCUGUGAGCGGAGCGGAGCAGGGUCAGGAUGGACGAGGACGUGCUGACCACCCUGAAGAUCCUCAUCAUCGGCGAGAGCGGCGUGGGCAAGUCCAGCCUGCUCUUGAGGUUCACAGAUGAUACUUUUGAUCCAGAACUUGCAGCAACAAUAGGUGUUGACUUUAAGGUGAAAACAAUUUCAGUGGAUGGAAAUAAGGCUAAACUUGCAAUAUGGGAUACUGCUGGUCAAGAAAGGUUCAGAACAUUAACUCCCAGCUAUUAUAGAGGUGCACAGGGUGUUAUAUUAGUUUAUGAUGUCACAAGAAGAGACACCUUUGUUAAACUGGAUAAUUGGUUAAAUGAGUUGGAAACGUACUGCACGAGAAAUGACAUAGUAAACAUGCUAGUUGGAAAUAAAAUUGAUAAGGAAAAUCGUGAAGUUGACAGAAAUGAAGGCCUGAAGUUUGCACGGAAGCAUUCCAUGUUAUUUAUAGAGGCAAGUGCAAAAACCUGUGAUGGCGUACAGUGUGCUUUUGAGGAACUUGUUGAAAAGAUCAUUCAGACGCCUGGACUGUGGGAAAGUGAGAACCAGAAUAAAGGAGUCAAACUGACACACAGGGAAGAAGGCCAAGGAGGAGGGGCCUGUGGCGGUUACUGUUCUGUGUUAUAAACCCUGGGAACUCCCAUCUCUUUUGCAUAUUUCAUCAGAUAAUGUCAUCUUUCUGUAUAUAAACUCUGUAACUGCUAUUUUAGGGUCCUUGCAGUUUGCACAUAUUUGUUUCGUAUCAUGGCAGUAAAUAUUUGCGAGAAAUCCCACUUAUCGACUUUUCCAGGUAAAGCAUUAUGGUAAGCAUGCACAGUUUGCAAUCUGCAGUUUUUUAUGUAACAUAAAAUAGGUGUACCUUUAUAAGUACAUUUGAUUUUAUGAUUUACAUUCAUCAUGUGAUUUCUUAAAAAUCCACUUAUCUACUAUAUGUUGAUACAAGGUCUAUUUCUGGUCUCCUUUUCAUUUAAAUACUCAUCAAUUACUGAAUUAAUUGGUAUGUAGCACUCCUAGGACCACUGGGAGAUAUGCAGGUAUCAUCAAACCUGGCAAAUUUCCCUUCAGAAAUAACAAAGAGCGUGAUUCCAUAACUUUUCUAGGAUGUUUGCUGAUGGAUUCUCUUUUAGUACUAAGCAGACUUCUCUUCCAGGAUGUAGUCCAGGCCAAUUUAUAAUUAAAUCUCUGUUUGUUCUGAUGAUGCUUCUAAAAUAGCAUCGAUAUGUUAAAGAAGUUUGGUCUUACUUUUAAUUUAGUUCAAGAGUAGCUCAGUUGCUUAACUGGAGUAUUAAUUCUGUGAUAUGUACAUGGGAUUCAUGACCCUUUGUGCAGCAUUUUUGGUUAUGUGGUAUUUGACAGGAUGGCAAUAAGGUUUCCCAUUUUGUUUUCAGAAGGACAGGAAUAGUGUGUUUAUGUAACUAACUCAUGUAGUACUUACCACUUUUAAAAACAACACCUUUUCCCAUAAAUGUUGGUGGUGUUUGUCCAAGUACUUCAAUUGUAGCUUGUGUAAUGUUAAUGAAUAUCUGUAUCUUAUGACUUCCAUAAAUGGCUAGUUGAUACUCAAAAACCUACUUCUGUGUUUUGAGGGUUGGGGGAAAACACACUAAAUUAUAAUUUGAGAAAGGCAUAUUGCGUCCAGAUUUUGAUGUGUGUGGGAAAAUACUGUUGCAAUGAAAAUCUUGGUAAUUUACUGUAACAAGUAGCCAAUAGUUUAUCACAACCAACUUGUACAGACUAAUAAAUCUUUUCCACAGUAUUCAGUUUUCUAACCUCUUGCUAUUGUACACUGUAUAUUUUUUCACUCAUAUAUUUAAUUUACAUUGAUCUCUGCUAUUUUAAGCCUCCAGAUAAGUAAUUUGUCCUUUCAGGCAGGUUACUCUAAUACCCCUCAGUAAGAUUAAUAAGAAAUAUUAAUUUCUGGGCAGUUUGUUCUCUGUAUACAGUUGCAAAUGAUAAACAUUUUUGUGGGUCACCUUUGCAAUAUGUGUGAUAAUGGGCUGAAGUGUACAUCUUCACAUAGGAAAACCUUACACUCUACGUGGUUCACAGUUGUUAGACUACAUUACAUUUGAUUAAAGGUUUUCUGCAUUAUGUAUGUUUUUACUAAAUAUGAAACAUAUACUACUUUAAUGUUGGAGAAAGAUAGCUAACACAUGUACUUAACGAUUUGUUGUUACAUUAAAACUGUAGAUUUGUAUAUUUAUGUAGUUUCUGUAUUGACAUUUCUGUUUAUUGCUUUUUGCUCCUUGAACUAUAUAAUACUCUUUCUGUGCAUUGGAUUGUCUUGAUUUGGUCAGAAUUUGGAUACAUAUGAGUCACUUAACUUUUAACAAACAACUAAUUUUGUUUGAUUUAUAUUGUAACCUUUUAUAGUUUUUAAAUAAAUACAGCCUGCUUUCCCUA
Messenger RNA from Balaenoptera acutorostrata (minke whale), 2609 nucleotides. It is a transcript of the gene RAB18, whose product is annotated as RAB18, member RAS oncogene family. The transcript has 7 exons. The coding region runs from base 213 to 833 and encodes 206 amino acids. Gene Ontology annotation, molecular function: GTPase activity; GTP binding. NCBI's taxonomy places the organism in Eukaryota, Metazoa, Chordata, Mammalia, Artiodactyla, Balaenopteridae. The record is from RefSeq and is a predicted model, not a curated record.